Messenger RNA from Rhodamnia argentea, 645 nucleotides. Its product is annotated as putative germin-like protein 2-1. Gene Ontology annotation, molecular function: manganese ion binding. NCBI's taxonomy places the organism in Eukaryota, Viridiplantae, Streptophyta, Magnoliopsida, Myrtales, Myrtaceae. Bases 1 to 645 code for a protein of 214 amino acids. Gene Ontology annotation, cellular component: cell wall. The transcript is spliced from 2 exons. The record is from RefSeq and is a predicted model, not a curated record.
AUGGCGACCCGCAUUCUCUUUCUUGGGGUCGCAGCCCUUGUAAUCAUCGUCGCAGGAGCCGAUCAGAGCCCCCUUCAAGAUUUUUGUGUCGCCAACCCUUCCAACGGAGUUUUUGUGAAUGGUUUCGCAUGCAAAGACCCCAGAAUGGUCCAAGCCAAUGACUUCUACUUCGGAGGGCUUCACUUAGCCGGCAACGUAUCGAACCCAGUCGGAUCAAAAGUGACUCCCGUGACCGUGGCUCAGUUGCCGGGGCUCAACACGCUCGGCAUCUCGCUUGCCCGGGUCGACUACGCGCCGUGGGGCAUCAACCCGCCCCACACGCAUCCCCGCGCCACGGAGAUCUUGACGGUCAUUGAAGGUACUCUCGAGGUCGGGUUCAUCACCUCCAACCCCGACAACCGUCUCAUCACGAAGGUCCUCUCCAAGGGCGAUGCGUUCGUUUUCCCCAUGGGACUCAUCCAUUACCAGAGGAACGUCGGAUACAGCAACGUUGUUGCCAUCGCGGCUCUCAACAGCCAGAACCCUGGCGUCAUCACGAUCGCAAAUGCGGUUUUCGGAUCGAAUCCGGAUAUCCCUACGGACCUUCUUGCCAAGGCAUUCCAAGUUGAUAAGAGCAUCGCCGGUCAGAUCCAGUCCAAGUUCUAG